Molecule: messenger RNA, 705 nt
Organism: Perkinsus marinus ATCC 50983
Lineage: Eukaryota; Perkinsozoa; Perkinsida; Perkinsidae
Exons: 9
Coding region: 1-705 (234 amino acids)
Source: RefSeq, a predicted model, not a curated record
AUGCGACUUGCACGUAUUUCGGUCCUCAGAUCUGACGUGUAUAUGAGCGUACCGGUCCCUCCUACGCACGCUGCUUUGAAGUACCGGAAAUAUCUAGAUGUAUCUUGUGUGAUGUUAGUAAUAUUGUCCUUUGGGCAUUUGAUUUACGGAGAUGGUUGGGGUGCACUGUUGGAUAUCAUGUUCGCUCUCCUGGGUUAUGCGACGUUUCGGAGAUGGCUUCUAUCUGGUAUUGCAUUUUAUUCAUUCCUAUGCGCAUUCAAUUGCGGUAUCGACGUAGUGGCUACUAUCAAUGUCGGUAUGAGUAUCGAGGGUAUGGACCGAAAAACUCACGAUUCUCUGAAGCUUACGUCUGGGCUCGAGGCGGUCAUACUCGGCACAAUGGUCAUGGAUACCCUGGUUAUGGGAGCUUGCCUAGUAUUUUCUUGCAAAAUAUAUACAGAUCUCCGAGCGAACUUGUAUUCUCAACUGAUGAGUGGAGGUGGUACUGAUGCUACCGGUGCCUCUGCUUUCUUUUUGGGGGCUGAUGGUCAACAAGGAGGAGCGACACAACAACAACAACAGCCACUGGGCAUGCCCUUACUGCAGGAAGGGCAGCAGUCUGGUGGAAGGCAGCCUCAACAGGUCGCUAGGCAAUCUAUGGGUUACCAUCAGGAAGCACCACAGCCGUUCAUGCCGUUCCAAGGGCAGGCCCAUAAAUUGGACUAA